AUGGCGACAAACAUCCCCCGUUCAUGCUUCGUUCUAGCCACCAAGCACACCACCACUCCAUUUUUGUAUCACACCCGAACACUCACGUCUCCCUCGAUACCUCUCCGAAAUCAUUCGACAUGUCGGUACUCCCGAUCUUUCUCCACGCAAAACAGCUCCAAUGAAGAUGAUGCGCCAACUCAGGUUUCUUCUGAGGAUUCAGUUGACCCAAGCGCCAUGAGUGAGGAGGCACCAAAGCCACGCCGAAGCUUUCUACAAAAGCGAGCAGCGUCUGUAUCAGCCAAGAAGUCAUCAGGCCCAAAGCUGGAGCCAGUUGCGCCCAAAAAACCCACCAAAAAGAUCGCGCCGAAGAUCACACCCCACGAGAAAGAGAUAUUCGGAGGGCUAUUGAAGAAGAUUGGAUAUAAGCAUGAUGGGGUCAAUGCCGAGAUUGACCCUAAGGCGAAACCAUUGAGUCCAGAGAAACAGGUCGAAAUGACGGAACUUGUGGCUAUGUUUGGAAACCUGCUACAGGACCCGCAGAAGCAAAGAGCUGCCAAGAAGGCUCUGAAGAAGCAAGAGUAUGAGAUGAGGGUUGCCCAAAGAAAGGCAGCAGAAAAGGCAGCAAACGCAGAGACAAAGGAGGCGAUGCCAUCAGCACCCUCAGGCCCGAGGCGGAUCAAGCUCAGCGAUUUGGGCUAUGUUGAGCCCGCCUCAUCUGCCGCGGAUGAAGUCAUGAUCAGCGUGCCCAGCGCCAUUCAGAUGGUCGUGGAAAAAGAAUCAGAGCACAUUGAAUUUGCUCUGUUCCAAGCCGUCGAGGAAGGCAAGGGCGACAUGGGUGUUUGGGAAGUAUGCAAAGAGCGUAUCUUCUCAAUGCUGCGUCACCUCGACGAGGAAACGUUUGCACAAGCCUCAACCGAGGACCUUGCCGCAGUUGAGCGGCCUGAAACCGAAACGCCUGCCCCUCGUCCAUCGGGACCUCUUCGAAUCCCACCGGCGGUCCCAACUACCCCCGUCCUGGCAGCUCUGUACCCCAAAACCCUCCUUAUUGCUUUCCGCCUGCUCAAUACCCACUUCCCACGCUCGCUGCUCAUCAGUCAGUUCCACUCCACGAUCAAGGAGCACGGCCGCCUGUCCGCGAUGCUGGGUGCCUCAUCUGGUUUGUACGAUGAACUGAUCACCUAUCAAUGGCGUGUAUGCAAGGACCUCCCAGCAGUGAUAGGGAUCCUGCGCGAGAUGAACCAGCUGGGGGUCAACCCCAGUAACAAGUCUCGUGGUCUGCUUACCAAUGUCAUCGUCCGACAAGGCCGAGACUUGAAAGCCUACGAGGAGUCUCCUGAUGGACGGGAGUUUUUCUGGAACUUGCCGUCCAAUCGAGAGGCAUUCGAGGAACUCACCUGCAAAGAUGGGUGGAUGGAUAAGAUUGAAGCAGCUUCGAAUGAGGCGAAGCAGCAGCGUCUGUCGCGGACCUUCCAACGUCAAUUUUCCUAA
Penicillium olsonii is the source of this 1470-nucleotide messenger RNA. Lineage: Eukaryota; Fungi; Ascomycota; Eurotiomycetes; Eurotiales; Aspergillaceae. The record is from the annotation of a GenBank genome assembly.